AAUGUCCCCCUUCAAUCGCCCACUUUUCACAGUAGUGCUUGUUAGCACAGACUUUUGUCUCGAACAGAACCCGCUGACCAUCUGCCCCCCAUCCUAUCCUCUCAGCGGUCUCUAUACUGCAGCAAUAUGGCCCCUGCGUCUCGCAGCAACACACACGAGGAGGACUAUUUCGGAAUAAAAGACAGAAAGACGAGGAAGCCGCUGGUGGAGAAAAAGAGACGCGCCCGCAUCAAUGAAAGUUUACAGGAGCUGAGGCUACUGCUAGCCGACCCGGAUCCGCAGGUAAAAAUGGAGAAUGCCGAGGUGUUGGAAAUGACUGUGAAACGCGUGGAAAAUAUCCUGCAAAACAAAGCGAAGGAAGCUGACAGCGUGAACCGCGAAGCUAACGAGCGGUUCGCUGCGGGAUACAUCCAGUGCAUGCAUGAGGUGCACACCUUCGUGUCCAGCUGUCCGGGAAUCGACGCGACCAUCGCCGCCGACCUGCUGAACCACCUCCUGGAGUGCAUGCCUCUGAACGACGAGGAUCGCUUUCAGGACAUCCUGUCAGAUCUUCUGUCGGACUCUAGUAACUGUGGCACUUGGCCUGGCGAGGCGACGUAUGCCGCGUUGUCGCCCGGAGACAGGAGCGUGGUCAGCAGCGGCUCCUCAGUCUUAUCCCCGGCCCCCUCCAGCACCUCCAGCGAUGACCUUUGCUCUGACCUGGAUGACACGGACACGGAGCACAGCCGAGUCUCGGUGGACGCCAGGGAACAAGCGCCAAGCGUGCCAACCGUGAAUCUCUCCAAGUCCAUGUGGAGACCUUGGUAGACAGAUGCUUCUGGAGAUCCCAGCUGAACCAUGAACAAUAUAUUUUUUAGUUUAGAGGUAUAUAAACAUGCAAUAGUCCAGGAGCACCUUUAUGACAGACCAUGGACAGUUCUACAUAGGAAUAGGGCGGCUGCAAGUUUUUUGUUUUUUUUUUCUGGUCAUUUGUGACCUUGGGUCAAAAAAACAGUCAUAAGAUUUAUACAUAAUUUGAAGGCUGAAUAAAUAAGUUUUCCAUGGAUGUAUAGUUUGUUAGGACAUUAUUUGGCUGAAAUACAACUAUUUGAAAAUCUGGAAUCUGAGGGGGCAAAAAGAAAAAAAAGAAUAAAAUAUUGAGAAAAGUUGUCCAAAUUAAGUUCUUAGCAAUGCAUAUUACUAAUACAAAUUUAAGUUUUGAUUUAUUCACGGUAGGAAAUUUACAAUAUAUUAAUGGAAGAUUAUACAGUUUUUUUUCUAGUGCUGUUGUUACAUAUAUACCCAUUACCUAUGACUGGUUUGUGGUCCAGGGUCACAUUUGUCAUCGCCCGUGAUACCCCUCAGAAGCUCUUCUUGGUGCAACAAUGCAUUUUAGUUCAUUUUCACACAAACGUUCGUAUUUUUAUUUAAUCGUUUUGUAUAAGCUAAGUUAAAGCAACUCUAAGGAUAAAUAAUAUUUCUAGGGAGUGUUUUCCCAUCUCUAAUUAUUGUAGGCUAGGGUGUAAAUAUUUCAAUGUUGUGGCUGUAGAUAGAUCUGACAUAAAAAAAUGUAGCCUAUGUUAUAAUUAUGAAGUAAUUUUGAAAUAAAUGUAAAUCUCAUUUAAUGUGUUUUAUGUGUGAUUGUGAUUUCAAUAAAACGUUUUGAUUUCAUCACUGUAAA
Carassius gibelio (silver crucian carp) is the source of this 1660-nucleotide messenger RNA. It is a transcript of the gene hes6, whose product is annotated as hes family bHLH transcription factor 6. NCBI's taxonomy places the organism in Eukaryota, Metazoa, Chordata, Actinopteri, Cypriniformes, Cyprinidae. Gene Ontology annotation, cellular component: nucleus. Gene Ontology annotation, biological process: regulation of neurogenesis; anterior/posterior pattern specification; regulation of transcription by RNA polymerase II. The record is from RefSeq and is a predicted model, not a curated record. Gene Ontology annotation, molecular function: DNA-binding transcription factor activity, RNA polymerase II-specific; protein dimerization activity; RNA polymerase II cis-regulatory region sequence-specific DNA binding. Bases 127 to 807 code for a protein of 226 amino acids. The transcript has 4 exons.